Haemonchus placei is the source of this 1098-nucleotide messenger RNA. Lineage: Eukaryota; Metazoa; Nematoda; Chromadorea; Rhabditida; Trichostrongylidae. The record is from the annotation of a GenBank genome assembly.
AUGUUUCCAAAUUUCAGCUAUGUGGGGAAUCUGGAUCCCUCGGUCACGGAGGAGUUCAUUGGAACAUUGUUUGGUCAAAUUGGGAAUGUUACAAAGACCAAAGUUAUUUUUGAUGGAACAAAUGACCCGUAUGCGUUUGUUGAAUUCGCAGAUCACAAUAUGGCUGCUCAGGCCCUACAAACAAUGAAUAGACGAAUGCUGCUGGAUAAGGAGAUGAAGGUGAAUUGGGCUGUGGAGCCAGGACAGCAACAACCCAAAGUUGAUACAAGCAAACACUUCCAUGUAUUUGUUGGGGAUCUCUCGCCCGAAGUCGAUAACAAAGCUUUAAAGGAAGCCUUUGCACCCUUUGGGGAUGUUAGUGACGCUAAAGUUAUUCGUGAUGUGACAACUUUAAAAUCGAAGGGAUACGGUUUUGUUUCAUAUCCCAAGCGAGAGGAGGCUGAACGCGCUAUUGAGCAAAUGAAUGGGCAGUGGCUUGGUCGACGUACCAUUCGCACAAACUGGGCCACUCGCAAGCCUGGCCAAGGUGGUGGCGAUCAGCCUGCAUCUAACGAAAAAACCUACGAUGACAUCUUCAACAUGACAACUCCGGACAACACGUCUGUUUACGUGGGAAAUGUGGCAGGAGGAGUAUGUGAAGAAGACAUCCGAGAAGCUUUUGGACGAUUUGGUCGCAUCCUUGAAGUGCGCAUUUUCAAAGUGCAAGGUUAUGCGUUUGUGAAAUUCGAUUCGAAGGAUUGUGCUUGUCGAGCCAUAUUGCAAAUGAACGGUGGAGAUCUCGGUGGCAACACGAUUCGUUGUUCUUGGGGAAAAACAAGCGAUUCGGAUAAGCGUCAGCAGGGCUACAAUACCUAUGGUCAAGGAGCUUAUGGAUACGGAGGACAAGCAACUGGUGGCGGUGGUUACGGUGCUCCUGCUACUGGUGGGCCAGGUGGAGCAGCGGUGGCUGCCGCAGCUCAAGCUCAUCAGCAGUAUUACAAUUAUUAUGCUCAGUACUACAGCAAUCCGCAAGUGAUGCAGCAGUGGGCCAGUUAUUGGCAACAACAACAAGCAGGUGCUGGUCAAUCAGGAACAGCUGGAGCAAAUGGAAAUCGUUGA